Molecule: messenger RNA, 692 nt
Organism: Callorhinchus milii (elephant shark)
Lineage: Eukaryota; Metazoa; Chordata; Chondrichthyes; Chimaeriformes; Callorhinchidae
Gene: rps7
Product: ribosomal protein S7
Exons: 7
Coding region: 65-649 (194 amino acids)
Biological process (GO): translation; rRNA processing; ribosomal small subunit biogenesis
Cellular component (GO): ribosome; 90S preribosome; small-subunit processome
Molecular function (GO): structural constituent of ribosome
Source: RefSeq, a predicted model, not a curated record
GGCUUAAGAGCAGGUCUCGCGAGAGUUCGCCCUCUUCCUCGGCCGUCGCUGUCUGAGAUAGGCCAUGUUCAGUAGCAGCGCCAAAAUCGUGAAGCCUAAUGGCGAAAAGCCGGACGAAUUUGAGUCUGGCAUUUCACAGGCUCUCCUGGAAUUGGAGAUGAACUCUGAUCUGAAGGCUCAGUUGCGGGAGCUGAAUAUCACUGCUGCUAAGGAAAUUGAGGUUGCUUCUGGCAGAAAAGCAAUCAUCAUCUUUGUUCCAGUGCCCCAGCUGAAGUCGUUCCAGAAGAUCCAGGUGCGACUUGUCAGGGAAUUGGAAAAGAAAUUCAGUGGCAAGCAUGUUGUGUUCAUUGCACAGAGAAGGAUUCUGCCAAGACCAACCAGGCGAAGCCGUUUAAAGUGUAAGCAGCGACGUCCCAGAAGCCGCACAUUGACUGCAGUGCAUGAUGCCAUCCUUGAAGAUCUGGUUUUCCCUAGUGAGAUUGUGGGCAAGAGAAUUCGUGUCAAACUGGAUGGUACAAGGCUCAUCAAGGUCCACUUGGACAAGGCACAGCAGAACAAUGUCGAGCACAAAGUUGAUACAUUCUCUGCAGUCUACAAGAAACUAACUGGCAAAGAUGUUGUUUAUGAAUUUCCAGAGUUCCAACUGUAAAGUCUAUGCAAUGGCUGAAUAAAGUGUUUUAGACAUGUCUUCA